This is a messenger RNA of Oncorhynchus nerka (sockeye salmon), 1088 nucleotides long. Its product is annotated as C-type lectin domain family 4 member E-like. Lineage: Eukaryota; Metazoa; Chordata; Actinopteri; Salmoniformes; Salmonidae. The record is from RefSeq and is a predicted model, not a curated record. The transcript has 4 exons. The coding region runs from base 253 to 573 and encodes 106 amino acids.
UAUAUAGGAGGAAGAAUAAUGAUAAGAAAAACAUUUAAAUGUUGUCCCUGAUAUACCAGCUUCCUGUUUUCAAUUUGCUUAAAUAAGUUCCUCAAUCACAGAGCUUGUCCAUUGUGGAGAACCACACUGUCAACACGGAUACUUCAUCACAAGAGAUGGAAGACAUUGUCAGAGCAGGAAAUUCUGAAAUCAAUGUGAACCAUGGAAACCUUUCCGAGGAUACAAAGGAUAUACACAUGAAGACUGCAGCAAAUGAUUCAGAGGAGGCAGAAAAAAACAGGGAUGGUAAGACGGGGAUGGAGGUUUUUCGGCUCCAGUUGGUAUUACAUCUCUACUGAAACUAAAUCCUGGGAGGAGAGUAGAAAGGACUGCAAGAGGAGAGGAGCAGACCUGGUGAUCAUAAACAGCAAAGAGGAACAGGAAUUUAACAAUGGAUUCCAAAAAAUGAGGUACUGGAUUGGUCUGUCUGACAUAGAAAUGGAAUCGACCACGACAUGGGUGGAUGGCACACCACCGACCAUAAGAUUAUUGCGCACACCUGCCACCAUCGUUACUCGCACCUGGGUCUCAUGAGAUUCACCUGGACUCCAUCACCUUCCUGAUUACCUCCCCUAUAUCUGUCACUCCCCUUGGUUCUUUCUUCGGUCGUUAUUGAUUCUGUUUCUUGUCUGUGUGUUUUUCGUGUUUCUUGUUUUGUUCCAUGUUUCGUUUAUUUAUUAAAUGAUUCACUCUCUGUACUUGCUUCCCGACUCCCAGCGUACAUGUUACACACAGCAGACUACGGCCGGAUACAUUUAUUAACAGUACAACAUGCUAAUACUCCUUUCACCUCUAUCAUGUAGACAUUCCUUAAAAUUGCCAUUUAAUGUUGAAUGAACCAUUAUUACUUCAUUUUAUCUCUUACAGACUUUAACAAACUUUUCUGUAGUGCUCUCAUGAACCAUAUUUACAUAUUUAUUUAUGUAUAUGAACACAGUGCCUUCAGAAAGUGUUAACAUCCCUUUUUCCACAUCCUGUUGUGUUACAGCCUGAAUUUAAAACGUAUUACAUUUAGAUUUUUUUUGUACAAAUGAAUAAAAAAUGAAAAG